AUGAGGCACGCAACUGCAGCAACAGAAACCAUGGAAAAUAAUUCAUUUACAGUAACAGACUUAUAUAAAAUAUGCACUCAUUGUGAACGGCUAAGCAAAAAGGUAAGCGAAAAGGAAAAUAAAGGGCAAAUGCUUUUGACAGUGAAUGCAUGUUUUUAAAACUAUGUGCACCGUCGUUGUGGAAUUUAGAGUAUUAAUGUGUGACAAAUUCAUGUCCCUUUAGACAGUUUUUCUGUGGCUGCGAGUGAAGGAACUGCAGUGCAGUCUUUUCUUUUGUGUCCAAUCUUGUUUAUGCGUUUGAGGAGUUUGCGUUGCUUGUCAAAGCUCUACAUUUAUUCGCCUGCUUUGUCAUCAUAUUGUCAACUCUGCUAUUCGGUAUAUGCUCUUAGCUCAAUUUUUCGGUUGGUGUCUUUGAAUGCGAGACAGUGUUGUCGCUUUCUAGCAAUCUUCGGCCCGGAGUCUUCUAGGUCAUUCAUUCUACCAGUUCAUUGCGCUGCGCAGAGGGACACGAACGGAGCUAUCUAUGGAGCCCCUAGGGAACAUGUCGUGAUCAGCGACUUCUUAAGUUGACAGUUUGCUGACAGUUGGCUGUUUAAUGUGAUGUCAAUCAUUUCUUGAAUUUGUUCCUUUAAUAACAUCCUUUAGUAUGCGAGCCUUUCCGAAUAACUUUGUGUCAUAUAAUGUAUGAAUUAGGGUAUUAUUAAAACGUAUCAAGUGUAUAUCAAAUGUUUUCAAACUGCAAGUGGUUACAUAACCUCAGCACGCAUGAUACAUUGUAUCUAUCAAGUGUUUGAUUUGUGUAUUUUGAGACUUUUGUCGCAUUUCUAGAGACUACUGUUAUGGCAGCUUGCUGCAGCGAAAUUGUGAACAAAGCGAGUUGGAUUUCUCUUUUGCACAGGCUGGGCUUGCAAUGCUCCAACCCGACUGUAGAGCGAGUAUGUGGUCUAGUGGAGAGAGGGGAGAGAUGUAUCUUGCAGAAGGUAGUACAAUAUUACUCGGUCAGGGCUCGCAGCCAAAAUGGUACUAAAAACAGCAUUUAGGCAUUUGACUCCACUGAGCACGGUUGGCAUGCUGUUGCAUUUGGUUCUUGCAGAACUAUAAUGUGUUUCUGUACUCUUUUUGUCUUGCAGGACUCAGGAGUACGGAUACCAAGACCACUGGGGAAUGGACCAAGUAGAUUUAUCCCUGAAAAAGAGGUAAGGAGAACAACAGCUUUAUGUACCACAAAGGAUUUUUCUAUACUUAUGAAAAGUAUUACUCACCUUUUACUUACCAUUACAAUACAUUAAAGUGCCAUAUUAUAUCAAUAAGUGAUUGAGAGUAAAAAUUAAUUUACUGGCUCUCUGGCACCAGAUCCUUCAAAUCAGUAAAGUAGAUCCGAGGACACAAUCGAUAUUCGAGGACGCAUUCGCUGCACUGGGUCGUCUUGACAACAUCUCCUUGGUGAUGGGCUUCCACCCACAGUACCUGGAGAGUUUCCUGAGGACACAGCACUACCUGCUGCAGAUGGACGGGCCCUUAUCCCUGCACUACCGCCACUACAUAGGCAUCAUGGUGAGGCCCCUUACCCCCUACUCUAACCACUACACUACCAUGGUAUAGCCACUGCAUAGACACUCUUGGACAGUCUCGUAACUCUCUCUCCUUCCCCCUCUUCCCUCCCAGGCUGCGGCCAGACACCAGUGCUCCUACCUGGUCAACCUGCACGUCAACGACUUCCUCCAGGUGGGAGGGGACCCCAAGUGGCUGAACGGCCUGGACGGAGCCCCACAGAAGCUGCAGGCCCUCGGGGAGCUCAACAAGAUCCUGGCCCACCGGCCCUGGCUUCUUACCAAGGCACACAUCGAGGUACGCAGCUGGGGCUGGACCUGUGACACACACACCCAGGACUGGACAAAGGGACAGGUUAGGGUUAUGUAACUGAGAUCAUGGGUGGAGGCACACCAGAGUUAUGCAGCUGUUACUUGACAGGGUUAGUUAUAUGAAAGGGGUAGGAAUGGACAGAGAAGAAAAGAUUCCAUCCAAAGGAAACUACUGUCUGACAUAUCAACUCUCUCUUCUCCCCCUCCCCAGCACCUGCUGAAGGCUGAAGAACACAGCUGGUCCCUGGCUGAGCUGAUCCAUGCCGUGGUGCUCCUCACACACUACCACUCCCUGGCCUCCUUUACCUUCGGCUGUGGCAUCACCCCUGAGAUCCACAGUGACGGGGGGCACACCUUCAGACCCCCCUCCGUCAGCCAGUACUGGGUCUGUGACAUCGCCAAUGACAAUGGGCACGGCAACGACCUGGAGGAGAAGAGAGGCAGCCACCAGGUGCGAGGAAGGAGGAGGGUGUGUGUGUGUGUGUGUGUGUGUGUGUGUGUGAGAGAAAGUGAAACUGGGGGUUUUGUUAGUAACCGGCUUUGACAAAGAUGUGUGGUUGUGAGUUGAGUGGUUCUUGUGGUUGUGGUCACCCUAUGUAUGACCCAAGAACGUGUGUGUGUACCUGUCUAGGUGUCUGGUGAGGUGGAGGUGCUGAUGGAGAGAAUGAAGCUGCUGCAGGAGUGUCGUGAUGAAGAGGAGGCCAGUCAGGAGGAGAUGGCCACACGCUUCGAGAGGGAGAAGACUGAGAGCAUGCUGGUGGCCACAGCAGAGGACGAGGAGUGUGUGCCGUCCAGAGACGUGUCCAGGCACUUUGAAGACCCCAGCUACGGCUACAAGGACUUCUCCAGGAGAGGAGAACACGUACCCACCUUCAGAGUGCAGGUAUAUAACACACACACACACACACACCGUCACUUACGGAAAAACAGGGAGACAGAAAGAGGCGUUUUAAAGGAAAGUGGAGUUUUCUCAAUAGCUUCAAGAUGACAUUUUCUAAAUGUUGCACUAUGCAGUAUCUAUCCGAUUGACCAAUUGAUAUCCAGACAUUGUGAUUAACACCUUGCUUUCUUCUCCUUUCUCCUCCCUCUUCUUCAGGACUACAGUUGGGAGGACCACGGCUACUCCCUGGUGAACCGUCUGUACCCUGACGUUGGUCAGCUGUUGGAUGAGAAGUUCCAGAUGGCCUACAACCUGACCUACAACACCAUGGCCAUGCAUAAAGACGUGGACACCUCCAUGCUCCGCAGGGCUAUCUGGAACUAUAUCCACUGCAUGUUCGGCAUCAGGUACGCCACUCACUGGCGCUAUACAAACACAAAUCUACGAAUACAAAUUGAUUUAUUCCAAGAUCACAUAUGCUAGAUUCAAAACAUGAAUAUUGUCACGUGUUUAAUACAUUGAGAAAAUGCAUUCAUUUCGUACGGUAAUGUACUUAGUAAAGAAAUAACUGUAUUUAUCAGUAGCUCUAACAGAUCUCCCUCUGUGUGUGUGUCUCAGGUAUGACGACUAUGACUACGGGGAGAUCAACCAGCUGUUAGACCGCAGCUUUAAGGUCUAUAUUAAGACCAUGGUGUGCAGCCCGGAGAAGACCACCAAACGAAUGUACGAGAGCUUCUGGAGGCAGUUCCAGCACUCCGAGAAGGUGAAGGAACAACUUCUUAUUUUAUUUUACUUAUUGGUCCAUGGGUUAAUGUUUCUAUUGGUAGCAUUUAAAGUUUGAUCUGUGUAAAUGGAGUAGUGUUGUGUUGUAACUCUCUCUUUCCCUUUCCCAGGUCCAUGUAAAUCUGCUUCUUAUGGAAGCGCGUAUGCAGGCGGAACUGCUCUACGCUCUGAGAGCGAUCACCCGCUACAUGACAUGA
Coregonus sp. 'balchen' is the source of this 3722-nucleotide messenger RNA. The record is from the annotation of a GenBank genome assembly. NCBI's taxonomy places the organism in Eukaryota, Metazoa, Chordata, Actinopteri, Salmoniformes, Salmonidae.